This is a messenger RNA of Xenopus laevis (African clawed frog), 3049 nucleotides long. RefSeq lists its product as uncharacterized. The record is from RefSeq and is a predicted model, not a curated record. The transcript is spliced from 12 exons. Bases 354 to 1682 code for a protein of 442 amino acids. NCBI's taxonomy places the organism in Eukaryota, Metazoa, Chordata, Amphibia, Anura, Pipidae.
UCCUUAACAUAUGAUUUAUCUAUCCGUCUGGACAGCUGGCUGUGUGUCAGAGCUACUCAGGGCUGCAGUGUGGGGGGCUUUAUACUAAUAUCUUUUCUGUAGAUCAGACCAUUCUUGGUACAUUCACUCCAUUUGGACAUGGAAGUGUUUGCUUUCCCGACAGUAAUGUGUAUGCUCUACAAUAUAAUAACUUAAGUGGAGUGCUGACAGAUAAACAAGGAGAAACAAUACAAGAAUGGAACUGGCCCUGGAAUGGAAAAUUAGGUGAACCAAUCACAGUGCAGGUUAACGAAUACCUCUCAGUUAGGAUUGUAGGUCAAUACUCUGUGAAUUUGGUCUAUAAAUGGCAACAUAUGAAGGUGCGUUUGUCUCUCUCGCCCCUUGUGGAUGUAUCAGUGCCUCAGCUAGAAGACCUGGGGAUACUUGUGACAAAUGAAAGUUUCUCCUCCAGAACAGCAAGGGAAAUGUGUAAGGCCAACAGAAAAAAGGCAAAAGAAAAAGAGACAAAGAAGAAUCCAAGUAAAUCGAAGUCAAUAUUAGCAGAGCUGGCCAAGACUCUUGAAAUUCCUGAGGCACAUGUCAGCCCUUUGAAUGAUUUCAGUGCAGUUACAGAGCUCAGGAGGCUUCAAAGAAAGAUUAGAAAUAUUGUGGAUGAUUGGAUGGAGCAUUAUCGACUGGCUUCAGGCAUUGACUCCCCACAUAUUCAGAAGAUGUCUGAAACACCUAUAAAAAUGUCAAGGAAGCGCAAGGUACAGUCUGCUGCAGUGCUCCCUGUUACUUCAAUGACGGAUCCAAAAGAACAGCAAACCAGAGACACAGAGGGAGCUGAAACUCACUACAAGGAUAUUCCUCUUCCACAUGGACGUUUCCUGUCAGCUCCCGCACAAAGUAACUUCAUGCGACUGGAUACACCACUAAGUUUUCAUUCCCCCAGGCCAUCCUCUUCAAAAAAAUCAACUGUCAAGCAAGAGCACAGUACCACAGAGGGAAGCCUGUAUAAGAGUGUGUCUGGUAUGCACACUCUCAAUAAAUCAGGAACUCCAUCAGCCUCGUUGGCUCCUUUGUCUCCUGAACAAGACCUUGAGAGAUUGUGGCGCAUAUCACAUCACACAUGUCCCAUAGUCCUGCAGAGACUCAUACUUGGAGAAGAAGGAGGGAUGUGCAGGUGUAGCAAUCACCAGAUUCCUAAUAUCACAGACUUGGAGUAUGACAAACUGAUAAAUAUGAAGGUGCUGCCCACUGAGCAGAUCCUUGUUGUGUGUGUUGUGUCAUCAGGAAAUUCAGAAGAGGAUCAGAGCACUGAUGUGCUGAAUCUUCUGUAUGAGAGAAAGAACAAGUACAGGAGUAUGCCCUGCAUGCAGAGCCGCUUAGACUCAUUUCGCCUGCUGAAAUAUGACAUCAACAGUUGCACUGAAUUUACAGGGUUCAAGGAUCCCCUUCUGGUUCACAGGCACAACGUGGCUCCAGGCAUGUUUCUGAUGUAUUUUCGUGGCAAGCUGCUUUUCGCAAACUACAUAUUUAAUGGCUACAGCAGAUCGGCCAAAGACCUUCAGAAGCAAAUAGUGAAAUCAAGAAGUGACUAUCAGAUGGGAUACAGUCUUCCCUGUGAUUUCAAAUUCAGCAAUGAAGGCCACAUGCACCUUUCUUCUCUUCAUACUGGACAAGAUAGUUUAAGAACGUGACCAUGGCAGGAUACAGCUUACAGUCUUCUAUCGGAGAAGAGGCAGUGAUUUUCUGCUAGACCAGCAGAACACAGAACAACCAUAGCAUUUUAUAAGCUUUCUGCAUGUGGAUCUGCGUAUUUAUCUAUAGUGACAUUAAAAAUUCAUAAUUUUGAUUUUGAUAAAUAGUAUUACUGAAUUCACAGCAUUUGAUUCAUAUUUUUGUUCCAUUUAAAACAGACAAAAAGUGCAAGUGCAAGAAAUGUAUUUUUUCCAUGUGCAGGAUUUUCUUGGAAUUCCAAUGAAUAGGAAGUGCCAUGGGCUGUGUGGCAUCAGCUACUGUUGCAAUCUAAGCAAUAGUGCCAGAUACCAAGUAACCCAUAGCAUUGCAAUGGUACUUGGUACUGAAAACUUAGGGUAGAACUACAUGGGCGACUUUGGUGCGUUUCCGGCGGAUCCGACGCGCAGCAUGCAGCGUCUGCAUCCGACAGUCGUGUUGUGUCAGAUGAACGUUGCGAUACCAUCCAACAUUGCUUACCUUAUUUUCUGUGGCAGCCGAUUUAAUGCCUGCGUUUUGGCACAUUGAGAUGGAUCCACCGGAAACGCACAAACGUCACCCAUGUAGUUUUAUCCUAACACCUCUCCAAAUCCUUUCACCCUCAAUGUUAAUCACAUGCAGAGAGACGGGAUUUGGACAAUUAUUUUCUGCACCACAACAUAGUCCCAGCAUGGAAAAUAAAUAAAUAGAAAAAUAGUGAGUGUGUGUCGCAUGAAUAAAAUCUACCUUUAAAGCAAGGAAUUACACAUCAAAAAGAUGCUUGAAGAUAUUUACCUCAAAUGCUCUUUCCUGUCCUAGUCACUCCAGUUCCGCCAAAUUAAUUAAUUAUAGAACAUCUAGCCUCAUUCGUUUUCCAAUACCUCAGCACUUCCCUUUUGUUUCAGGCGUUCUCUCCCCAGCUAGAUAAUCAGAUGUUUUUAAAGCUGGAAUUCAGUUGUGUGGGUGGGUGAUAUUGUGGGGCUUUGUAACAGACUGCAAAUAAAAAUCAUUGGCACUUAAUUAGAGUUAGCAGAAGUGAUACGAGAAGUACUGAAUCCUGCAGCAAAGUGGUUGACUCUUGUUCAGUUCACUCAGUAUUUCAUCCUCUAUUAUUCUUGUAUUAUGCAGCGUUCCAUUUAACAGAGGAUCACCUAACAACUGCACCAUUGAUGUUAACAGCCUUGGCUAUUUAUCAAGUGACAAUAACAAAGUCCCAUACUGUAUGUUUGCAUCUAGAUUGUCCAAAAUUAAUUCUAGCAUAUACUUUCCUCAGGACCUUUGCCCUUUUUGUAUGUAUAGUACCUUUGAAAGUUAUCCUUUUCAACCAUAAUAAAAUAUAAUGGAAGAAUUU